UGCUCUGCAAACCCUAAUUCAGCUUUCAUAAGGCCAGGGAUUCCUUUUCUCUUCAGUAACUCUCUAUUCCACAACCCCAUUAAUGGUUGCUUGUUUGUCUGUUUUAAUUUGAAGAAAUCUUAGCUUUUCUUUUACAACAAUGGAGCGCAAGACUAUCGAAUUAGAUCAGGGAUGGGGCUAUAUGCAUAAGGGGAUCAAAAAGCUAAGGAGGAUAUUGGAAGGACUGCCGGAGCCUCCGUUUACCUCAGAAGAAUAUAUGAUGCUUUACACUACUAUAUACAACAUGUGUACUCAAAAGGCGCCUUAUGAUUAUUCUCAGCAGCUCUAUGAUAAUUACCGAGAGGCAUUUGAAGAAUACAUUACUUCAACGGUAUUGCCGUCUUUAAGAGAGAAGCAUGAUGAGUUCACGCUGAGGGAGCUUGUUAAAAGAUGGGGAAACCAUAAAGUAAUGGUCAGGUGGCUAUCACGCUUCUUCCAUUACCUUGAUCGCUACUUCAUUGCCCGGAGAUCACUCCCUGCGCUUAAUGAAGUUGGUCUGGCCUGCUUCCGUGAUCUGGUAUAUCAGGAAGUGCAUGCCAAAGUCAAUGAUGCUUUAAUUUCCCUUAUUGAUAAAGAACGUGAGGGAGAUCAGAUAGACCGUGCAUUAUUGAAGAAUGUAUUGGACAUUUUUGUUGAGAUUGGCAUGGGACAUAUAGAUCGUUAUGAAGAUUCUUGUCCCGAGUACAUGUUGAAGUCUGAAGAAUGCUUGAAGAAGGAAAGGGAAAGAGUGUCUAAUUACCUGCAUUCAAGCAGUGAGGUGAAAUUGUUAGAGAAAGUGCAACAUGAGUUGUUGGUUACAUAUGCCAAUCAGCUACUUGAAAAGGAGCAUUCAGGGUGUAGGGCCUUGCUUAUAGAUGACAAGGUGGAGGAUCUUUCUAGGAUGUAUAGGCUUUAUUGCAAAAUACCUCGAGGCUUGGAUCCUGUUGCCAAUAUAUUCAAGCAGCAUGUUAUUGCUGAAGGAGCAGCCUUGGUUCAACAGGCAGAAGAUGCUGCCUCGAAUGCUCCAGCUGUGCAGGAACAGGCCCUUGUAAGGAAAAUAAUCAAGCUGCAUGAUAAGCAUAUGACAUAUGUGACCGACUCUUUUCAAAACCAUACUCUGUUCCACAAGGCUUUGAAAGAGGCUUUUGAGGUAUUCUGCAACAAACCUGUUACCGGAAGUUCAAGUGCCGAGCUUUUGGCAACAUUCUGUGAUAAUAUCCUCAAGAAGGGUGGAAGUGAGAAAUUAAGUGAUGAAGCAAUUGAAGAAACACUUGAGAAGGUGGUUAAGCUGCUUGCCUAUAUUAAUGACAAAGACCUCUUUGCCGAAUUUUAUAGGAAGAAGCUUGCUCGUCGAUUGCUAUUUGACCGCAGUGCUAAUGACGAUCAUGAAAGGAGUAUUCUUACUAAGCUGAAGCAGCAUUGUGGUGGACAGUUCACCUCAAAGAUGGAGGGCAUGGUCACAGAUCUGACAUUGGCAAGGGAAAACCAGGCCAGCUUUGAGGACUAUCUUAGGAGUAACUCAGCUGCACAUCCUGGGAUCGAUUUAACAGUUACUGUUCUCACAACAGGAUUCUGGCCAAGUUAUAAAUCGUUUGACCUCAAUCUACCUGCUGAGAUGGUCAAGUGUGUGGAAGUUUUCAAAGGAUUCUACGAAACAAAAACAAAACACAGAAAGCUUACAUGGAUAUACUCCCUAGGAACUUGCCACAUUAGUGGAAAGUUUGAUCUGAAAACUAUUGAACUGGUUGUUUCAACAUAUCAGGCUGCAGUCCUCCUGCUUUUCAACACUUCUGAUCAGCUAUGCUAUUCGGAGAUAAUGGCUCAGUUGAACUUGACUCACGAAGACUUGGCCAGAUUACUACUUUCACUGUCAUGUGCAAAGUAUAAGAUUCUAAGUAAAGAGCCAAACACAAAAAUCAUCUCCCAGAGCGACUCCUUUGAGUUCAACUCUAAGUUUACCGACAAGUUGAGGAGAAUUAAGAUUCCUCUCCCUCCUGUGGAUGAAAGGAAGAAAGUAGUAGAAGAUGUUGAUAAAGAUCGGCGUUAUGCUAUUGAUGCUGCAAUUGUACGCAUAAUGAAGAGCAGGAAGGUUUUGGGGCACCAACAAUUGGUUUCGGAGUGUGUCGAGCAGUUGAGUCGCAUGUUCAAGCCUGAUAUUAAAGCCAUAAAGAAGAGGAUCGAAGAUCUGAUCACGAGGGACUACCUGGAGAGAGACAAGGAGAAUCCCAACACAUUUAGAUAUUUGGCCUGAUAUUGCUCCUGUUUUUUCGGCCAAUUGCUACAUGUUAAUUAUUACAG
This is a messenger RNA of Hibiscus syriacus, 2316 nucleotides long. Its product is annotated as cullin-1-like. The record is from RefSeq and is a predicted model, not a curated record. Gene Ontology annotation, biological process: ubiquitin-dependent protein catabolic process; protein ubiquitination. NCBI's taxonomy places the organism in Eukaryota, Viridiplantae, Streptophyta, Magnoliopsida, Malvales, Malvaceae. Gene Ontology annotation, cellular component: cullin-RING ubiquitin ligase complex. Gene Ontology annotation, molecular function: ubiquitin protein ligase binding. Bases 140 to 2269 code for a protein of 709 amino acids. The transcript is spliced from 20 exons.